AUGAACGAGACGCCACCCGUCGCAGUGACGCCGGGCGAGGAUGGCAGUGAUUUUUACAACACGCCAUUCAACGCAGGGACGCCCUUGAGCAAAGAUGUAAACAAAGAAGAUGUCGCAAAAGUCUCUACUGCUGCCGAACCAACCGCUUCUCAACCAGCUCCACUAAUUCCAGGAUUAAAUCUCGUCAAUGACAACCUUCAUGAUUUGCAGUCGAAUAGCGAAUCAAUUCCGGCGCAGACUACAGAAGACACUGAUAUGACGGAAGGAAAUGAGGUGGCUAAUGCGAAGUCUGAACCGCAACACGCAGUGGAUCAGAAGGACGCACAGCAAAAGCAAGAGGGAGCUACAAAUGAACUACCAGACGCGAACUCCUCUAUCAAAACCACUGCAAACGCCGCAGAAGCUGCGCCCGCAACCGAAGCCGCUCAAAACGAAGAAGACGAACACCCUGAAUGGGAGGUGGACUCGUCUCCAUAUGAAUCAUCUUCGGACGAUACGACAGAUUCCUCUGAUGACGACAGCGACGAAGACGAAGAUUACCCUAUCCUCAGCGCCGAAGAACAAGCGCGGAUCUUGAUGCAGGCGGAACUUGGCUCCGACGAUGAAGGUGAUGGGAAAGGCAAAUCAGGAGGCCAUAUCAAAACGGCAAACGAAAUUUUAGAAGAUGCACCACCGAUUCCCGAUGUCACAGUCACACCUGACAUGAAGGUUGUGCACCUGGGCCAUGUUCAGACCAUCGUCGAGAACAAUGUUCUUAUCGAGGCCAAUGUCUCGGGCGAAUACCAGGUACUUGAGGGCGGCUCAUUGCUAUGCGACGAACAACGUAAGAUCGUUGGUGUGGUUUGCGAAACUCUGGGUAGAGUUGAGAAUCCCUUGUAUACAGUCCGCUAUGAAAGUAUUGCUGCCAUGGAGGAGCGCGGCAUCUCCAAAGGGCAGAGCAUCUUCUACGUUGAGCAACACUCUUCAUUCGUCUUCACCCAGCCUCUCAAAGGCAUGAAGGGAAGCGACGCCUCCAACUUCCACGACGAAGAAAUUGCGGAGGACGAAGUCGAAUUCUCGGACGACGAAACAGAGGCCGAUUACAAGCGGAAACUCAAACAGAAGCGGCAGGAGAAGAAAGACGCUAGGCGUGGCGAUGGCGGACCUGCAAGAGGUAGAAGAGGUCCACCAGGCCCUUCGAGGCUCAACCAGACCGAGCUUAACUAUGACGAUGAUGCCGGUGAAGAUGGCUACACCCCGCUUGCUCGCCCCAAGAAUCUACACGAGAUCAUGGGUCAAGGAGAGGCGCCGGUCGAGGGUGACGGACCAUCCGCAACGAGAGGGUCAGGCUUCCGCGGUGGCAGAGGUCGAGGCAGAGGUUCUGAUCGCGGCCGUGGUGGUCGUGGCAGGGGUGGACCACGCGGUCAGGGCUCGUAUCAUGACCGUCGGCCUUAUCCCCAUGACUCCCAGGCCCAGUCUCAGCCUCAACAGCAACCUCAACCUCAACCUCAGCAUCCCUACACCCAAACUCCCUACCAACAAAAUCAGCCGCCCGCAUUUGGAAUCCCCCAACAGCAACCCCCGUUUAACUUCCCACAACAACAGCAGCAACAACAACAGCCCUAUCCCCAGGCCCAAUCGCCGAUACCAUUCCAGUUCCAGAUGCCAUACCUACAGGGCAUCCAGCAGCAAGCAAACCCUUAUCAGCAGAUGCCUCCGAACCCGCAAUUCAAUCCGCAACUGGUUCUAGCUGCCUUGCAUCAGCAACAGGCACAGCGCCAACUAUACCAACAACAGUAUUUGCAGCAGCAGCCUCAAGUUCAGCAAGCACCAGCUCAGGCACAAGGAUCCGUGGGCCAACCUCCAGCGAUAAAUUUCGAUCAGGUCAGGGCGCAAUUGAACCUCUUACAGCAAUGGGGUAAUGGGAACCAAGGCCAAGGGUCUUCUCGUCCUCCGCAGUAA
Molecule: messenger RNA, 1941 nt
Organism: Aspergillus ruber CBS 135680
Lineage: Eukaryota; Fungi; Ascomycota; Eurotiomycetes; Eurotiales; Aspergillaceae
Product: RNA-binding snoRNP assembly protein NAF1
Exons: 2
Coding region: 1-1941 (646 amino acids)
Biological process (GO): ribosome biogenesis; box H/ACA snoRNP assembly; pseudouridine synthesis
Cellular component (GO): sno(s)RNA-containing ribonucleoprotein complex
Molecular function (GO): RNA binding
Source: RefSeq, a predicted model, not a curated record